AUGGGCGACACCAAGCUUUCCAUCUCUACUCUUCUUCGACAGCAGCGGCAGCAGGCCCUUGAUACUCUCAAUCGUAUUGAGCCUCAGCAGAAGCAGAUGGAGCUUUCCCGCGAGAAGGAGAUGGAGGACCUGAAGCGUGAGAAUCAACGCCUUUGCUCAGAGAACCAGACACUCCAAUACCAAAUCGACUGCUCUCGCUCUGAAAGCGCCAAAGUCACUACAGCAGUCGCGCCUCAAUCAGCUGUGCCUGCCGCCAUGACCCAGACCGCAUCUAACAUGAUGUCUCGAGAAUUCCAACAGAUCGCCAAGUAUGCUCUGGACUUUGACAUCACCGGUGUCACUACCAGUGAAAUUGGAGUCCUUUGCCAGGUACUGCACACGAAGCCUUGUCGUGAUAAUCUGAAGCGCUUCAUGCAAGCCUAG
Molecule: messenger RNA, 423 nt
Organism: Fusarium pseudograminearum CS3096
Lineage: Eukaryota; Fungi; Ascomycota; Sordariomycetes; Hypocreales; Nectriaceae
Exons: 1
Coding region: 1-423 (140 amino acids)
Source: RefSeq, a predicted model, not a curated record